Schistocerca serialis cubense is the source of this 1598-nucleotide messenger RNA. RefSeq names its product dipeptidase 1-like. The record is from RefSeq and is a predicted model, not a curated record. The transcript is spliced from 11 exons. Bases 211 to 1488 code for a protein of 425 amino acids. Gene Ontology annotation, biological process: proteolysis. Gene Ontology annotation, molecular function: metallodipeptidase activity. NCBI's taxonomy places the organism in Eukaryota, Metazoa, Arthropoda, Insecta, Orthoptera, Acrididae.
GCGCUUGCGCAGUGCAGUCCGCGUCCCGUCGUGCCGGCAGCUGUGUCAGCCAACAGCGAGCAGCACGUGUUUGUGUGGAGGCCCUGCGUCUUCUCAGCUCGUUUCUGCCUGCCUGUUGCAUGUGCAGUGGGGAAGCCGCCGCUACGACUCCCUGUUGCGUCGAUACGUGAGCAGCGUUCCAGCAGUACAGGCACCUCCAACUGACCAGCCAUGUGCAAAGCGAGCAAGCCGUGCGUGAUGGCGGCCACGGUGGUGGGCCUUCUGGUCAUCAUCCUGGUGAUCGCGCUGCCCAUAGCGCUGCAGGACGACUACUCGGCCUACGAGUCGCUGGCGGGUCGGCCCGUCCCCCCAGAGGUGGCCGCGCUGCUAAAGUCGUCGCCGCUCAUCGACGGGCACAACGACUUGCCGCACAACCUGCGCCUGCUUACGCAUAACCAGCUGAGCGCCGUGGACUUCCGCAGGAACCUGCGCACCGACGCCGUCUGGAACUGCUCGACCUGCUUCACCGACAUACCGCGCCUGCGGGCGGGCUUCGUCGGAGCACAGUUCUGGGUCGCGUACGUGGACUGUAAGUCGCAGUACGAGGACGCAGUGGAGAAGACCCUGGAGCAGAUAGACGUCAUCAAACGUUUCAUCAAGCAGUACCCCAAGGACCUGCAGUUCGUCAAGACGGCCAACGGUAUUGAGGAGAGUUUUCGCAAAGGUCAGAUAGCCAGUUUACUGUGUGUAGAAGGUGGCCAUUCAAUUGACUCUCGGCUUGCAGUGCUGCGUCUCUACUAUGAGUUGGGUGUGCGUUACAUGACACUCACACAUUCUUGCAGCACUCCCUGGGCUACAGCAUCUCCUGAAGACAAAGAAGUUCUAACAGUAAAAGGUUUAACAGAUUUUGGGAAGGUGGUUGUACAAGAGAUGAAUAGAUUGGGCAUGAUGGUAGACCUCUCACAUGUAUCACACCAAACAAUGCUGGAUGCAUUGAAUGUGACCAAAGCACCUGUUAUAUUCUCACAUUCAUCAGCAUGGGCUAUCUGCAAUCAUCACCGCAAUGUCCACGAUGAUGUUCUGAAGCUUGUGGCUCAAAAUGGUGGCGUUGUAAUGAUAAAUUUCUACACUGAAUUUGUGCAGUGCAACAAAACUGAACCAGCAACAAUUGAUACUGUUGUAGACCAUAUCAAUCACAUUAGGAGAGUAGCAGGUGUUGACCAUGUUGGUAUUGGUGCUGACUAUGAUGGUGUUGAUGACGUGCCUCUAGGCCUGGAAGAUGUUGCAUCAUAUCCAUUUAUCUUUGAACGUCUCAUGAACCCAAAACCUGGUGAACCAACAUGGAACAAUACAGAUCUUCAAAAGCUGGCUGGACGGAAUCUGCUGAGAGUGCUGCACAAAGUAGAGAUGGUGAGGGAUGAAAUGGCCAAAAAAGGUGUGAAACCCUAUGAAAAUCUCAUACCACCAUCUGAUUUGGGUAAUAAUACAAACUGUCGCUCAGAUGGAUAAGGAGUGUGUGUUGUGUGUUGUGUGUCUUUAUGAUUUGUAUGUUUGUACAUAAUAUGUGAACAAAAACUUUUAUAAUCUUUAUUAAAAAUAUAUGUGAUUACAUACUUUUA